Molecule: messenger RNA, 1236 nt
Organism: Penicillium diatomitis
Lineage: Eukaryota; Fungi; Ascomycota; Eurotiomycetes; Eurotiales; Aspergillaceae
Exons: 2
Coding region: 1-1236 (411 amino acids)
Source: RefSeq, a predicted model, not a curated record
AUGACUCUAUCUUUUGAGAGGACAAGAUCCCCCAUCACCGGCUGGUUCCGGUCAUGCUGGGAUUGCUUCGAGCGGGAGAUGCAGAUCUGCCAUAGUCAACCUCAUUUGGUCCCUCCUAUGAAGCUGGUGGUCUAUGAUGACCUGCCCAGCCCUGGGCUGCCUCAACAGUCACGUAACUCUCUCUCAUCAUGGUUUGAAGAGGGGCGCCACAUGGCAUCUCGUGUUUCUCGGCGAGCGAGUCUCUCGUGGAAGCGACCUCCGCCAACUCCUUUGAAGAUCAGUGACCCGUCAGACUUCCGACGAGUGCAAUCGUUCCAACUGGACCCAACACCAGCACAGUCCCCGCUCUUUGAGCCUCUCCAAUUGAGCAUUCACCGUCUCAGUAAUCGUCUGUCUGAUCUGCCGUCAUUUGAGUCCUUUUGCAUGGGCGGGGAUGACCACGACGAGACACCCGCUCCUUCUACGAUGACCCUCCAAGCUAGACGCCAAUCGAUCGAUGCGCGCUUUUCGAUCUCCCGAAAGCCAGUUGGCUCGGUAGCUCGUCGCAUGUCUGUCAACUCUGAACGGCUCAUCAGAUAUCCUCCGCCGGCUCACUUUGCGGGCUCUCUUCUCCCACACUUUUCUUCCGACACUGCGGCCGGACCGGCUGGACGCCUGCUUGAUCGUUCGAUUCAUGGGACCUUCGAGAAGACCCAAGAUGACGUGAGUCGUACAGCAUCGAAGUCCACACCGAACAAUCAGCAAUACUUCGCUGCCGAAUCUCUCUCCUCUCACAGCACGCGCACUUUCCCAUCCCGUCUCUCUUCUCUACGUCGCCCGUCCACAACCGAAACUCAGAUGUGUCUUACAUCUGAGCCGCUUCCUGAAAAGAUUCACGAAUGGGAUUUCGAUGAAAAGUCAAGCACAGCUGGAAAAGGCUUUCAUGUGGAAGCUGACGUCUGUGGAGGGGAGAGAUUCCGCAGUUUGAGUGGCACGACUCUCGGCUCAGCAGUGACGAGCCCGACUGGCAGAGCAUUUGAGCAUAGAGCAAAUGAUUCUUUUUCAAGCGCUUCAACAAAUGGGGUCACUCCACGAACGCUCCCGCCUCUCUUGCACCUCUCUUCAGAGAAGGCUCUUGAGGCAAGGCUCGUGAAGCAAAGAUCACUCGAUUCUCAGCACCGGCAGUGUCCACCUUCCCCGUAUUAUGCCGAUGGAGUCUCCCAGUAUCGAGGCUCUGCGAUCGGCAUAGCUUUCUGA